Molecule: messenger RNA, 1666 nt
Organism: Cajanus cajan (pigeon pea)
Lineage: Eukaryota; Viridiplantae; Streptophyta; Magnoliopsida; Fabales; Fabaceae
Source: RefSeq, a predicted model, not a curated record
AACGAAAAUCUACAAUUAAUUAGCAUAGCAUUCCAGUCCACAUUUCAUACAUAUUUGAACUAUGGCCACGACAACAUGAGAUUUGGUUCACCACGUGAUUAAGAUUGUGCCCACAACGUGUUCGACCAUUUGCUUCACUGAAAACGGAUACUUACAAACCGUUUUUCUUUCAGCAUUCGUCCUUCAAAAUGAGCAGUUCAAGGGAGAGCUCCCCUGAUUGGUUGCGUUCUUUUCAGGUGCCGACUCAUUCGCCAUUGACACUGUCCUCUGAUUCUGGGUCUUUGAAUGAGGAUAAAACUGAUGAUGAAGGGUCGUCUCCAAUUUCAUCCAGUUUUCUCAAGGUCACAAGGAGCAAGAGAAAGACCACGGAACCAACCAGUCCUAAAGUAGAGGACCAAACACCAUCCAAAAGAAAGAAAUUGGACAAGCAAAAGGCCGAAGACGGUACAAGAAAUGGGGAGGAAAAGAAGACAGGGAACGAAUCAAACAUCGGCAAGCAUAAAGAAUCUAUUCAUUCAAUUUGGACACUAUCAUCAGAUUCUGAGUCAUUCCAUGAUCAAAGCCCAAAAAGAGAGGAUCACAUUGAUCAGGUGGAAACCUCUCACCAUCAAAUAUCAGGUGAAGGAGAGGGUGGGGAUGGACUUGUUAUUGGUAAUGAUGGAAAGUCUCCAUCCAAAAAAGGUUCAAAAGAGAAGUCUUCACAAAAACAAAAAAAUGUAGAAGGUACACCAAUUAAAGAGAAGAAAAUAAAGGCCAGCGCAAAGGGAAAAGGUAGUGGUGAUGUGAAAGCUGAAGAGGAAGAAACUUGUGAAAAGCUUGCUGAACCAAAUGUUUCCUCCGUAAGGUUUCCUUUGAUGCUUUCUGAUAAAGUUCAUCGUACAAAGGCACUUAUUGAGUGUCAAGGUGAUUCCAUAGAUCUGAGUGGUGAUAUGGGUGCUGUUGGACGGAUUAUAAUUUCAGAUUCGCCAUCUGGGGAUCAGGAAAUGUAUUUAGACUUGAAAGGGACAAUAUACAAAACAUCUAUAGUUCCUUGCCGGACGUUUUGCGUUGUUAGCUUUGGGCAGUCAGAGGCAAAGAUUGAGGCCAUCAUGAAUGAUUUCAUACAGCUGAAGCCACAGUCUAAUGUGUAUGAAGCUGAAACUAUGGUUGAAGGGACACUGGAUGGUUUCUUUUUUGAUUCGGAUGAGGAGGCUGGCAAGAUGCAGAAAUCAACCCACCAAGCUGAUCAAAGUGAGCAUGUUGAAGAACAAACUAAUGGUAAAUCCAAAGGGAAGGCUGACAAAACAUCAAAAACAUGGAUGCAGGGUGCUGAAAAGAAAAGAGGUAGAAGUACAGGAGGAAAACCACAAGCAAAGAUAGCAAAGAAAAAAACUCCAGGUUCCAAAAGGGCAAAAACCAAGAAAUGAGUCAAAGAGGCUCUCUAUAAUUUCUUGUAUAUGUCCAUGAACCAAUAUAGCUCAAUCCUUAGAUUAAAAGUAGAGAUGCUGAAUUGCUUUGCCCAUGUCAGAGAUAGUUAUAGUAUAGCUGCUGUUUGAGUUCUCAAAACCACACAGAAGAAUUGAAAGCUUAUGAUCUGUCGAACAAGUUCUGACAAAGUCCUUCUUAUUAUGUUAAGCAUUUUCAUGACUGUUUCAAUAUUACUCAUUGUAGUUUAUUUUCCAGUGGA